CAUCAAUUAUCCUUUACUUCAGCGAACCGCCAUUUCAUUGUUUUUAUCCCAUCGCCAUGGCGUUCUCUUCGUUUCUUAUUUCUUCAUCUGAAACGAUUCGAUUAGCACUCAAAUACAAUUCGAUUUUGAAUCCGUUCAUCGAGUCCCAAAAAUGAGCCGACACCCUACUUUAAGAUGGGCACAGACAUCAGAAAGGCUAUUCAUAACAAUUGACUUGCCUGAUGCUCAGGAUGUGAAGCUUAAGUUGGAGCCUCAAGGGAAAUUUUCCUUUUCUGCAGUUAGUGGAGCAGAGAAGAUCCCAUAUGAAGUUGACAUUGAUCUUUAUGAUAAAGUUGACAUAAAUGAGAGCAAGGCUAGUGUUGGCAUGAGAAACAUCCGGUAUUUGAUAGAAAAGGCUGAAAAGAAAUGGUGGAGCAGAUUGUUGAAGCAAGAAGGGAAACCUCCUGUGUUUGUGAAAAUUGAUUGGGACAAAUGGAUCGAUGAAGAUGAGGAAAAAGGAAAUAACUCUGCAAAUGAGAUGGACUUCAGCAACUUGGACUUUUCGAAACUCGGUAUUGAUGCUGGUGAAGGCUUGGGUGCUGAUGGAUUUGGAGAGGGUGAUGAAGAUAACAACGUUGACGUCGAGGGUGACAAUAAAGAAGGGGGAAAAGUCGAUCGCACACCUCUUGCAGAGGCUAUUAAUGAGCCUGGUUCUACAAGCAGCAAACCUGAUGCUAAAGCUUAAGCUCAUAACAACGUAGUUUAAGGUAAAUGCUGCCCACAUCCUGGUAUAAUGGGGAUUGGAUAUGACACAACACCGUUGGGACUUGGUUUAAAGAAUAUUUUCUUUUGGAAGAGUUUGUCUUCUCUCUGCGUUUAGUGUUAGGAUGGUUGUCUUUGUUUCGUAGCAAUACAUUGUGGUUUCUUACUUGAUGUUGGGAUGUUGAUACUGCCUUUACGAAUUGUAUCGUUUUUACUUUUGUUACUUAAACAAAAGUGAAUAACUAGUAAAAAGUUCUUUCUAUUUUA
This is a messenger RNA of Benincasa hispida (wax gourd), 1008 nucleotides long. RefSeq names its product co-chaperone protein p23-1-like. Gene Ontology annotation, molecular function: protein-folding chaperone binding; Hsp90 protein binding. Gene Ontology annotation, cellular component: cytosol; nucleus. NCBI's taxonomy places the organism in Eukaryota, Viridiplantae, Streptophyta, Magnoliopsida, Cucurbitales, Cucurbitaceae. Gene Ontology annotation, biological process: chaperone-mediated protein complex assembly; protein folding. The record is from RefSeq and is a predicted model, not a curated record.